GUGUAAAUUGCUUAAAGAUAUGAAUUUAAUUUAAUAUUGUUUUUAUUUUAUAUAUUUUUUUAUUUGUAAUUGUCAAAUAAGUAACAUUCGCAAAUUGACAAUCAUUUCUUGUUAUUUGUCAAUGUCACUCAUUUUGUCAUUUCAAUGUUACCAUGUGAGCUUUCACUUUUUUUGUUUUAGUAUUUAAAAGUUUGGUUAAAAAUAAUAAAUUAUUUAUCAAAAAAAACCUUUGUAAAACAUCUACCUCCUAUUGAAGUGCCACGCAACAUCUUUUUAAUAAAUUUUAUGUACAACACUCUAUUUUCUUGGCAAUGAAGUAACCGUGGAAACCAAUGACCAACAUAAAUGUUCAAAAGCAGUUAAGUAUUAUGUGUUAAAUAAUCUUCAUAUAUUAGAAUGUUACUAUUUAGUCAUGAGUAGUGUUUUUACGAAUUCGUGCGUUAAAGUUCCAAUAGAUCCUAUUAGUAAAAUGCCUAAAACAGCUUACGAGAGAAUAAACAAGACUUUAGUAGAACAGCAGUCUAUUGAUUCAUCAACCUGCGUCACACCUUCCCCCGCGGAUGUUUAUACUGAAAAUGUGAAGGAUUUUUAUCGAAGUAUACCUGACUACAAUGAUAUUAAUCAUUUACCAUCAUCAGAGUUUUAUUCAACUUUAAAAAAAUUAAGAGAAAAGAAGAGGGCUGUUUUAGGGCUCCCUGCAGAGUAUACCAAAGAACACUUUUAUAAAAACGAAAAUCAUUCACUGUAUAAUAAACAACCUAGUGGUUGUUCUAACGAUGGUGAUGAUGAUAAAUGUAACAAGGUUAAAAAUACCAAACCUAAUAAUAUUGCAAGAAGAAAAAAGUCAGUAGAGAAAAAAGAUAUCGAACACUUAAAUUUACACUUAGCAAACAAGACAGGAAAUAUUGUAAAUGACAAGAUUCCUGGAAGCUGUUUAAAAGUGAAUCAAACUAAGAGUCAAGAUUUAAACAAUAAAGAUUGUUGGAAAAGUAAAUCGAGGAACCAUUCUGCGUGUUCCAUUUCUUGGCAUGACGACAAGGUUGGACGUGAUAAAUGUGAAAUAGACAAAAAGUUUGCAAAGUUUUUUCAAUUAAAAGAUAUAGAUAGUUGCAACAGAGAUGAGUUUAGAACUCAAAGUAUGCCCUCAAGUCCCCUACGAAGUAAAUCUUUUAGAUCCUCAAGUCGCAACAGAAAAACGUUAACUAUACCAAAGCCUUUUAAAAUGACGCUUAGGGACGAUGAUGAACGCAUUGUCAACGGACUUCGUACAAUACAGAAGUCUUUUUCAGAUGAUAUGUUAAACCAAAAACGAGAAAGGAAGCAUUUCAGGGCGAGGCCGGUACCUAUAGAAUCGCGGAUUCCACUCUACGACAAGAUUCUCGAAGUCCAGGCUAUGAGGUUUUCAAAGAAAACAAACAUUGCGUGCUAUUACAAAGAUAAACAGCGAAGCCGAACUUCGAGCGCAAAUGAAGCCGUUUAGUUUCACUAGAAGAGAAGAGAAUGGGAUGGCAGAAGUGUGUGAAAGAGCAGUACACAUUCUACCAAAACCUAAGAAGAAGAAACGUUUCAAGGCCCGUCCAGUUCCGAAGAACCUUUUCUCUAAUUAUUUCUACGAUAAGAAGAAACAGGAUGAAUUUUUCAGGUUAAAAAUAGUGCGCUAUUUAUGGAUAUAGUUAUUUCAUACUACUAGGUCAAGAUUACGUUAGUGUACUAGAUGAGAGUGGUAGGAGACCGCUCAUCUUGUCGAUUAAAGGAAAAUCCUACGCCUAACAGAGGACGAAUCGCUCGAGAUAAGGAGAGGCAAACGAUAACUCUCUUUUGUAUUCUGGCAUUGUACUUCUCAACAAUUCUACUUCGACAUUUUGAUUGUGUAAUGCUUAUAAAAGCGAUGCAUUUUUUAAAAUGGUAAUGUAUGUAAUAGGUCAAUGAAUCGUCGUAUCAGAUCAGAGGAAAUGUUACGAAGCGCCAAUUACCCGGGAAAUAUGGCGACUCGUGAUCGCAGUCGCCUAUCAACGCCGGCGGCACACAGUGAUCUGCCUGUAGACCCGUCGCCAGCCGCACCCUCCACGUUGUCCUCGGACAGAGCUAGAUGCUCCAGCCCAUCUAAAGGAUGUAAAUCGUCCAAAGAUGACUUUAUAACGACUAGUCCACAACCGUUUCGUUUCAAGACAGCUGCUAGAGCGAAUCAAAAAGUAUGCUUAAAUUCAUCUAAAAUUAGCGAACAAACUAAUUGUAAUUACAUAGUUUAUGAUGAUAAAUGGUUUUUGGCAUUGCAGAUGUUAGAUAUAGCUCAAAAAGUGUACCAAAGUGGAAAAAAUACUGAUAGUUUUAGCGAUUGCAUUGCAAAACCUCGCGUGUACUCCGCAUUGGAACUGAAAGGGGCUGCAGCUGGACGGUCUAACCUGGCAGCCCUACUCCGUGCUGAGUCGGUGCGGAGGAGGUUCGAAAUAGAAGCGGCUAACAGCCUAGCCGAGCAACGAAGAAGAAUUGAAUUACGGCAAAGAGAUCGCCAGUUACGAUCCAAACCAGCCUGGCAUCUCGUGAAAAACAAGUAAGUACAAGCCCUAAUUAUUUUUCGAUAAAUGUAAAUUACAUAACAAGUAUAGAUUUAAUGGAAAAGGAUUAUAAUCUUGCAAUAUAUUUUAGUCACGAAGAGGAUAUAGCAAUGCGGCUACAGACACGACGAGAUGAAGAGAGAAUGCGCCGCGAAGAGUUUUUGCACGAGAUGGAGCUUAUGUACGGUCGAGUCCAACAGCAACCACUACUAUUUGAAAGAUACUACGCCCCGCGGUCGUAUUCCCCUUGUAACAUUCGCCUGUCGCCACGAAAAGGCUCAGGAAAGAAACGCGGACGAAGGAAUAGUUCCUAUCACCUGACCACGUCAAGUGAUGGUUUCGAAAGCGAUGUACAAAAAUGUAUGGACAAAAUUGAUAACGACGAUAAAGUAUUUGAGAAUUCAGAUGACAUAAUUGGAAGCAUACAUAGAAGAUGCUUGUAAUUUAACUGUUGAUUAAUUAAUCGUUGGUUUCUAAAACCUAAAUCCUCGCUUAAAACAUUUUGUUAUCUACACUAUGUUUGAUAUGAUUUAUUCAGGGAUUUUGGUUUCAGAAACCCACGGUAAAUCAUGUAAACUUAUUGUUUAAAUUUCUGGUCUUCAUCUUGUAGAACACCAGCAAAGGUUUCAAUCCACUGGUAGCUAAAUAGUUUAUAUUAUAUUAAUCGUUUGUUAUUGCACUAUCUAAUGGUUUUUGAGAUCAACAUCGCUGUUUAAAAUAUAUAAUGCUAUGUUUUAAACGGAUAUUUUGGUAUCAGAAACCCUUUUG
Messenger RNA from Papilio xuthus (Asian swallowtail), 3323 nucleotides. Its product is annotated as protein FAM161A. The record is from RefSeq and is a predicted model, not a curated record. NCBI's taxonomy places the organism in Eukaryota, Metazoa, Arthropoda, Insecta, Lepidoptera, Papilionidae. The transcript is spliced from 3 exons. Bases 413 to 1480 code for a protein of 355 amino acids. Gene Ontology annotation, biological process: cilium organization. Gene Ontology annotation, cellular component: cilium.